Molecule: messenger RNA, 1155 nt
Organism: Auanema sp. JU1783
Lineage: Eukaryota; Metazoa; Nematoda; Chromadorea; Rhabditida; Rhabditidae
Source: the annotation of a GenBank genome assembly
AUGUCAGCCCUCCCCGGUGAAUACUGGCUCAUUUCCGCGCCAGGAGAAAAAGGAGCCAAUGGUGCUUGGGACAAGCUCAACCGUGCCACCGCCAACCUCUCAGUCAACUCUAAGUUCUCUAUUCCUGACUUGAAGGUCGGAACAUUAGAUCAACUUGUCGGAUUGUCUGAUGAUUUGAGCAAGCUUGACACUGCUGCCGAAGCUACCGUCAGAAAACUCGUUCAAUACUUCGGAGAUGUUCUUGAAGAUGACAAAAGCAAAUUGGCUGAAAACCUUCUGAUUGGAAACAAGGACAUGAAGAGCUACGUUACCAAGUUCCAAUGGGAAGGAGCUAAAUAUCCUUUGAAACAAUCUUUGAAAGUUCUCUCUGAAAUCAUUGGAAAGCAAAUCACCCAAAUUGAUAACGAUUUGAAGUCUAAGUCUUUGGCUUAUAACAACUUGAAGAACAAUUUGAAUCAAAUUGACAGAAAGGCCACUGGAUCUCUAGUAACAAGAGAUCUUGCUGACAUUGUCAAGGCUGAAGACUUCGUUCUUAAUUCGGAAUAUUUGCAAACCUUGGUUGUUGUUGUUCCAAGAGUAAAUUCUAAGGACUGGGAAACCAAAUACGGAAGUUUCACCAACAUGGUUGUUCCUGGAUCCAGCCGCUUGCUUUUCGAGGAAGGAGAGCACAUCUUGUAUUCUGUUACCUUGUUCAGAAAAGUAAUCGAUGAGUUCAAACAAGUCGCUAGGGAGAAUAAGUUCAUCGUUCGAGACUUCGUUUACGACGAAGAAUCUCUCAAAUUGGGCAAGAGCGAGAGAGAUAAGCUUGUUGCUGAGAAGCAACGUCAGUAUGCUCCUCUUAUCAGGUGGCUAAAGAUCAAUUUUGGUGAAAUUUUCGCUGCUUACAUCCACGUUAAGGCGUUGAGAGUAUUCGUCGAAUCUGUCCUUAGGUACGGACUUCCAGUCAAUUUCCAAGCUGCUGUUGUCGAGCCAGCAAAGGGAAGCCAAAAGAAACUCCGAACUGAGCUCAACAAACUCUACAUUCACUUAGAUGGAUCCGCCGCCGGACCCAUUGACACCUUCGAAGAUUCCCCUGCCUUGAUGUCACUUGGCGUUAACGAGUACUAUCCUUACGUUUUCUUCAAGCUUAAUAUUGACUUCUUGGAUAAGAAGUAA